Molecule: messenger RNA, 2972 nt
Organism: Aspergillus calidoustus
Lineage: Eukaryota; Fungi; Ascomycota; Eurotiomycetes; Eurotiales; Aspergillaceae
Source: the annotation of a GenBank genome assembly
UGAUGGCCUACUGAAACCGUUACAUGAUCUCUUCAUCCAGAGUCCCGGGGUUUCGCCGACAACUGUUGGGUUGUUCAAUAGAGACCAUUGGCUCUGGAUGAAUCUCACACGCUCCUGUCGGCUAAAUGCCGUGCUGGUGGACAAGAUGCCCCCAGUAUGGUGUGCAUCGCGGUUCACCACCGGUGCAAUUCUCGGGGAAACACCGCCAUGUUUACGCCUCUUUGCCCUCGUGCCUUUUGUCCGCCGAGGGAUGGGCAUCUUCCUCCUUCUCCGGCUGGAUUUUCUGCAAUGCCGUCUAUAUAAAGGCCCCGAUGGACCACCCAGCUGCGGAACUGGACGGACAGACAGCUUCUUUUCUCGCAACUCACUCUCUCGAUUCAUCGUUUUUAGACCUGACCCGACCCGACCUGAAACAGACAAUAGAACACGCUGGAAGAAGAAACAUCAUGGCAGACAUGGACAUUGACCGCAUCAUCGCCGAGCUCUCUCUCUCCGAGAAGGUCUCCUUACUCUCAGGAACCGACGCCUGGCACACAACCCCCAUCCCGCGCCUUCAAAUCCCCUCAAUCCGCACAACCGACGGCCCCAACGGCGCCCGCGGCACGCGCUACUUCAACGGCGUCCCCUCCGCCUGCCUCCCCUGCGGGACCGCCCUAGGCGCAACCUUCGACAGCGACCUCCUCCGCUCACUCGGCCGCCUCCUCGCCGACGAAUGCCGCGCCAAGGGCGCACACGUCCUCCUCGGCCCGACAAUCAACAUCCAGCGGAGCCCCCUGGGCGGCCGCGGGUUCGAGUCGUUCUCCGAGGACCCCGUCCUCUCUGGCUUGCUAGCAGCGAGUUAUUGCACGGGUGUCCAGGAUGGAGGUGUGGUUCCCACGCUGAAGCAUCUGGUCUGCAAUGACCAGGAGCACGAGCGCGUCGCGGUUAGUGCACUGGUUACGGACCGCGCGCUGAGGGAGAUCUACCUCCUCCCCUUCCAGUUGGCUAUCAAGGGUGCGAGUCCGGGGGCCGUCAUGACCUCGUACAACAAGGUGAAUGGGAUUCAUGCGAGCGAGAGCCCGGAGCUGUUGAGUGGGAUCGUCCGUGGGGAGUGGGGGUUCGAGGGGGCGAUUAUCAGCGACUGGUUCGGCACCUACAGCGUCGCAGACGCCGUCAACGCAGGCCUCGACCUCGAAAUGCCGGGCCCGACGCGCUUCCGCGGGCCCGCGCUCAUGCACGCGCUAACAUCCAACAAAGUGACAGAGCGGACGCUCGACGCGCGCGUGCGCAAGGUGCUCGAACUCGUGCAGCUCGCAUCCAAGGCCAACAUCCCCGAAUACGCAGCGGAGCGCGAGCUAGACCGCCCCGAGGACCGCGCGCUCCUGCGCCGCGCGGCAGCCGAGUCGAUCGUACUUUUGAAGAAUGAAGAUGCGGUUUUACCGCUGGACCGGGCGAAGAAGACGCUUGUUGUUGGACCGAAUGCGGAUAUCGCGGCUUAUUGCGGUGGAGGGUCCGCGGCGCUCGCGGCGUAUUACACGGUGUCGCCGAGGGAGGGGAUCGCGGGGAAGUGUGCGGACAUGGCAUUCUCGCAGGGCUGCUAUGGACAUAAGGAACUCCCCCUGCUCGGUGAGCAUUUAAAGACAGAACGUGGAGAGCGCGGAUACAUGUUCCGCGUGUAUACCGAGCCGCCGCCCUCGUGCUGCGGGACCCGGGAACCCGUCGACGAGUUGCACAUGACGAACAGCUGCGCGUUCCUGAUGGACUAUACGCACCCGGAGAUCAAAGGGGAUACGUACUACGCUACGCUCGAGGGCACGUUUGAGCCGCCUGAGAGCGGCGUGUAUGAGUUUGGGCUUACGGUUGCGGGGACUGGGUUGCUGUAUAUCGACGAUGAGCUGGUUAUUGAUAACAAGACUACUCAGCGCGCUGGCACGUCAUUUUUUGGGAUUGGGACGGUUGAGGAACGGGGCGAGGUGUAUCUCGAGGCUGGGAGGAAACAUCGGGUGUAUGUCGAGUUCAGCACGGCGCCGACGUCCAACCUGAAACAUCACGGUGUCGUCUCAUUUGGUCCCGGCGGCGUACGCCUUGGUGGGUGCCGAAAACUAGAUGCCGACCUCGCUAUCGAGGAAGCGGUGCGCCUAGCAGCAGAGACGGAGCAGGUCGUUAUCUGCGUUGGGCUCAGCGGCGACUGGGAAAGCGAGGGGUUUGAUCGCCCAAGUAUGGACCUUCCGGGCCGUACCGACGAGCUCGUCAAGGCUGUGUUAGCAGUUCAACCUAAUGCAGUCAUCGUCGUGCAGAGCGGGACACCAGUGACGAUGCCCUGGGCGGAUGACGCAAAGGCCCUCCUACAGGCGUGGUACGGAGGCAGUGAAGGUGGGAAUGGAAUUGCAGAUGUUUUGUUUGGGGAUGUGAAUCCGUCCGCCAAGCUCCCCCUAACCUUCCCUCGACACAUCUCGCACAACCCUGCAUAUCUAAGCUACCGCUCCGAACGCGGCCGCGUGCUAUACAGCGAAGACGUCUACGUGGGAUACAGACACUACGACACGGUGGGGCAGAAGCCACUCUUCCGCUUCGGGCAUGGGCUGUCCUAUACGACGUUCCGCCUCUCUGCUGUGAACCUACAAGAGAUUUCCCCAAACGCAGCUAACAUCAAAGAGGAGGCUAUUCGCGUCUCUGUCUCUGUCUCAAACACUGGUCCGCGCAGCGGUGCAGAGGUCGUGCAGGUUUACGUGUGCCCACCGGAAACGAGCACCGUGGGCCGUCCCGUGCACGAGCUGAAGGGCUUUACUAAAGUCCUGCUGCAGCCUGGGGAGACGAAGCAGGUGGAAGUUGUGGUCCCCAAGGGUCUUGCGACUAGCUUCUGGGAUGAGGCGCGGUCUGCAUGGUUCAGUGAAGCGGGCACGUACACUGUUGAGGUCGUCGGGACCGGAGAGGGGAAUGUUCUGACUGUGCCGUUUGCCGUCCGUGUUUCGAGGUUCUGGAAUGGGCUAUAG